UACCCAUCGUCUAUCCCCAUUCCCCCAGUCUCAAAUCGGAAGAAUGCUACAGGGGGAUAAGAGAGGCUGAGCUCUAAGAUUGGCGUGCUACUGCACGCUCAAUGAGAGAGGCAUGGCAAGCACUGCUGAUGGGAUGAGUUUCCCCCUACCAUUCUUCUCCAUCUCUUUUUUGUUUCUUUGUUUGUCUUGUUCUUGUUGGUGAUACACCAUAGAACUGGGUCAUUUUUAAUUUGUAUCAAGUGUAGAUAAAUAGCUUCAACCAUAUAAUCGGCUACAUGAAUUUAGCCAUUUCUUCUUGCCAUUUUUCUUCAAGCAGUGGCAUGUAGGGUUGUCCCCUUUUCUGUGAGUGAUAUUUUUUGUUGGCAAGAUGCAGUAGAUGUGAGGGGAUUUUGGGUUCCAUAUUUUGUUUUCGAUCAAGUCCAGAGUAGUAGCUUGAAGCAUAGAAUCGCUCCCCUUUUUUAUUCAAGCAGUGGUAUGUACCGUGUCCUCUUUUUUGUAUGAUUUUUUCCUUCAGACUUUUGGCAUGUUUGAGGAUUAUUACUGAACCCAAAGCCCCUCAUAUCUGUUAUUGAACCAAGCCCAAAGCACCUCAAAUCAGUAGAAUGUUUGUGAAAUCAGCAACAUCUUUGAGGAUUAUUACUGAACCCAACCCCCCUCAUAUCUAUUACUGAACCCAAACCUGAAGCCCCUCAAAUCAGUAGCAUGUUUUUGAUAUCAGUAGCAUGGUUGAGGAUUAUCUUUUGUUUAGUGGAAUGGAGUGGCUCAGUCUCUUAUUUUGUUUUAUUUUAGAUUUUGCCAAAAUCCUAUUAAUCACUGGAAAUGGGAUAGAUAAUUACCGAAUCUAUCACUAGGAAGUGGGCAUGUUUAUUUGUUUUUUCAGAUUUUUUAUGGAACCCUAUUUUAUCAGUAGCAGAGGCAUGUUUAUUCGUUUGUCUCAAGUUUUUGAUUAGUAGUACCAUGUGGCAUAUCUAUUUCUCUGGACCCCCCAGAGUUCUUUUUUAUUUUCAUUUUGUGCGUUCAUGCAUAAUAGUGUCUCUUGCUGACCGUGUCGAUCAGCAUGUCGCGGUGGCGAUUUGCGGAUGAAAACCAGUUCUUUGCUUGUAGUUAGAUUCACUUACCACGAUAAAAAAAGCUCUGUUAUUGUGGCACCUCUUUUCAAUUCAGUUUGCUUUUUAGCAUUCCCCUUUGUGUUUGAAGCUGCUUCAAGAGAGCAUUCAAGCAUGUUUCCCUUUGUUGGUCAACAAUGUCACCGGCUGAGGGUGAUUGAGUUAUUCCUUGUCCUAGAAGAAACACAUAGAGCAUCUAGUGAAGAACCUAGUCUGUUUUUGUGUCUUUGUUUGUCUUGUUCUUGUUGGUGAUACACCGCAGAUCUGAAGAGAUUAGGGUCGUUUUUUGUGUGCAUCAAGCGAAGAUUAAUAGCUUCAACUCUAUAAUCGACUCCAGGAUUUUUUAGUUAUUUUCUCGUGUCCUUAUUCUUCAAGAAGCCAAUAGAUUGGAGGUGUGUUAGUGUGUUUUUCAUGCGGAUGUAAGGUGCUGGAGGUGUAAAGCCAAAUAAACUAUACUUUUUCAGUGUUUAAGUUCAGUUAGGUUCAGUUAAUCUAGUUCUUCUCUGCUUAUUUAGCCUGAAAUUCACGUCUGCUACUUCAGACGGUUUCAUCAUAGUAAAUGUGUACUAUUUGUUCUAGAAUCUUCUAAUAGAUGGUUUCAGCCCCGUUUUUUGUGUGUCACCGUUUUUGAGGUUCAUUUCUAGUGAAUAUUUUUUCUACUACCUGUAGUACUAAAGUUCUUAGUAGGCCAAGAGGCUAAGAUUUAACCGUGUCUCUCUGUUGGAUUGUACUGGAUAUUGUUUUUUAUCAACGCGUUUUUUAUGCUUUGUAGGUACUUAUAGAGAAUUUUUUUACACCCCUCUGUACUAAAUUUCUUAGUAGGCCAAGAGACUGAGUGCACUUUUUUUUACAACCCUCUGUUUUCAUGAGUAGUUGAUUAGAGAGAUGUGUAUUUAGGAUUUUUUUCUAAGUUGAACAUUCUUUUUUUUGUUGUGAAAUGACAAGCUUUUUUUGAGCUGCACUGUUAUGUGCUGUGUUUGUUGUUUUUUCUUUGGGAAUAUGUAUAAGCUGAACUUGAAGGUCUCUAGAAUAAAGCAACAUCUGUGAUUUUUUUGAACCCAAACUAAUUUUUCUUUUUAUCUUUUUAUGUGUGAACAGUAUGCGGUUUGCAGAGUUUGUUUGAACCGUUGCGACUAUGAGAGAAAUGAGGACUCUUUCAGCAUGUAUGUGUCAGAAGCCUUCAAAAACCGAGGGGUUGUGGCAUGCAAUGAAAGGGUGCACUUCGACAUCAUUAUAGAAGAGGAGGUGACAUUCGUGGCAAACACUCGUACAUACACUGUAAGGUGCUACAAGGGUCGCACACAUAGUGCAAUGUAUGGGAGUGGUUGGAAGAAGUUUUAUGAAGACAACAAGCUGGGGAAGGGUCAGUUGGUGUAUUUCUUCCUGGAUCAGCCUUCCCCAAUGGCAGCCAUUUUAUUUCUCCAGCUGGGCAACGGCUCUAAAGACGAAGAUCCCAUGGAAGGAGAUGAUGAAGAUGCAGACGAAGAUGAUGAGCAUGGGGGAGCUCCCCAUGACAAUGAUGAAGGCAUUGUUCGCACAAGGGGGUUCGAGUUGAAUGGGAUCGAGGAAUCUGAGCUUCAAGGCUUACUGCCUCUCAGUGAUAGGUUUGUUGGUUUGCCUUUCAUUCACCGUCUCACAAGGACAAAUGUUCAUUUAGGCAUGAUGAAAAUCCCCAAGAAAGUUGCCGCUGCUACGCUUUUUGAAAAACAUGAUUUUGGUAUUGUUUGUAUGGAUGGUGGGAAUUUCAAAAGAAUCCCAUACCGCACUUACGGUGAUGGCCGAAUUGUGAAUGUCAACAAUGUUGUUCUUUUUGGAUUCAAGAACAGCAAGAGUAGCGAGAUUGAUUCAUUUGUGAUCACGAGGAAGCUUGGGUAGGGCACCGACGAGGAAAGAAGAUGAUCAGAAAGAGCUGCAGUUGGAAACAUGCAUGCUCUCUUUAUCCUAGCAGUAUAUAUGCACCCCGUACUGCAUUUUUAUGUAGGAACUCUAUAUAUGAGAGCCCUGUGUUUUAUGUUUUCGAACUUGGCGGUUUGGAACUAUGCAGAAGGUGCAUUUUAAAUAUAUUAUGAUCUGUAGUUUGGAACUAUGAAGAAGGUGCAGUUUUUAAAUAUUUAUGUGUGACCAUCUAUAU
Molecule: messenger RNA, 3237 nt
Organism: Triticum aestivum (bread wheat)
Lineage: Eukaryota; Viridiplantae; Streptophyta; Magnoliopsida; Poales; Poaceae
Exons: 3
Coding region: 2193-2981 (262 amino acids)
Molecular function (GO): DNA binding
Source: RefSeq, a predicted model, not a curated record